Molecule: messenger RNA, 186 nt
Organism: Emiliania huxleyi CCMP1516
Lineage: Eukaryota; Haptophyta; Isochrysidales; Noelaerhabdaceae
Exons: 2
Coding region: 1-186 (61 amino acids)
Source: RefSeq, a predicted model, not a curated record
AUGCCGGACCUCGCCGCCGCCGAGCUCAGCAUUCCGGCCGAGCAGAUCCCCGAUCCCGCAAAGCCACUGGUGGUUCCCGUCGACACCACAGUGGUGUCCUCUGAGCUCCUCUACUCGGGGGAUGCAAGCGUCGUGGGUCCAGAUUCCUCAGUGGGGGCCGCCAUUAGUGGCUCCUCCCGUUUGUAG